Molecule: messenger RNA, 1620 nt
Organism: Schistocerca piceifrons (Central American locust)
Lineage: Eukaryota; Metazoa; Arthropoda; Insecta; Orthoptera; Acrididae
Product: proton-coupled amino acid transporter-like protein pathetic
Exons: 7
Coding region: 1-1368 (455 amino acids)
Biological process (GO): amino acid transmembrane transport
Cellular component (GO): vacuolar membrane
Molecular function (GO): amino acid transmembrane transporter activity
Source: RefSeq, a predicted model, not a curated record
AUGGUCACAACAUGUACAUCUACACAACCAGCAACAACAGCAGCAAUAAAUGACUCAGGAGCAACUCCACCAGAAGAAAAGGAAACAACAAAUGAAAUGCACAGUGUAGCAAGCAGUGACUGUGAAGUGCUAACACACCUCCUGAAGGCAGCACUAGGCACGGGUGUCUUAGCAAUGCCAAUCGGCUUCAAGAAUGCUGGUCUGUCGAUGGGUGUGUUGGGAUCAGUGCUGGCCACCGCUGUCUGCACACACUGUGCAUACUUAGUUGUGAAGAGUGCACACAUAUUGUAUGUGCGUACCAAAGUCAAUGCCAUGACCUUUCAGGAAGUAGGAGAGGUCACAUUUGCCACUGGUCCUGACUGGGGCAAGAAGUUCAGCCGUACUGCCAGGUACACUAUCCUUAUAGGUUUGUUUGCAACAUACUUUGGCACCUGCAGUGUGUACACAGUCAUUGUGGCCAACAACAUUCAACAGGUGGUGGAGCACUACACCAAUACAUCAUCAGAUCAGCGCUGGUACAUAGCAGGAACACUACCACCACUUAUCCUGCUUGGUUGGGUACCCAGCCUAAAGUGGCUUGUGCCAGUAUCCAUGACUGCUAAUGUUUCCAUGACUGUUGGCCUGGGCAUUACUCUGUACUACCUAGUCCAGGACAUACCUCCUAUUUCGGACCGGGUGCAAUUUGCACAUCCUUAUGGAUGGCCUCAGUUCUUCAGCAUUGUCAUCUUUGCUGUUCAAGCUAUUGGGGUUGUAAUGCCACUUGAGAACGGUAUGAAGACCCCUAGGGAUUUUAUUGGGUUUUGUGGUGUUCUCACUCAGGCGAUGACUUUACUUUGUGUGAUUUACACAACAAUUGGAUUUCUUGGAUACCUCAAAUAUGGUGAUUCUACUCAGGGCAGCAUCACACUCAACUUGCCAGUACAGGAAGUUGCUGCUCAGUCUGUAAAGAUUCUAAUUGCAUUUGGAGUUUACUGCACAUAUGGCCUUCAGUUUGUUGUGCCAGUUCAGAUGUUACUAAAUGCUACAAGAGAUAAGUUUCCUGUAAGCCCUCUUCUGGUUUCAUAUAUUGUAAGGACACUCCUUGUUACUGCAACAGUUGGUCUGGCAGUUGCAGUGCCCACAAUAGGGCCAUUCAUGUCUCUUAUUGGUGCUCUUUGCAUGUCUGUACUUGGUAUCAUGGUACCAGCACUUAUUGAAGUUGUUACAUUCUGGGAUAGUGGACUUGGACGUUUUAAUUGGCUACUUUGGAAAAAUUUGUUGGUGUGUGUAUUUGGAUUAAUGGCACUUAUGUUUGGUACCUAUACCAGCAUAGAAGAAAUUAUUCUGGUGUAUUCAAGUGAUGAGAAAUUAAGGAUUCUCCAAAACUGAAGAAUGACUUCAACCACUUCAGAGAUGAAGAUAAGACAUAAUUCAAAUGUUACAUGCAUCUGCAGAAUAUAUAUUGCAGUUUUUGGCAUGAGUGAUAUCCAAUGAAACUAAAAGGAUUUUACUUUUUUUUUUUAACUUGUGCAGUUUAUGUCAAACAUCAGUGAUUGGUGUAAAUGCAGUUUUGGAGCAGUACCAAAAUUGCUAUUCAUUGAUUUAAUAAAUAAGAAGAAAGGAGGACUAAGCACAUAAUAA